AUGACCAACAGCAAUCCGCACGGAUCUGAGGUGCUUGUGGGUGUUAUUGGCGGUUCUGGCAUCUACCGCCUAGACGCACUGAAGGACGCGAAGUACUACACCAUUGACACCCCGUUUGGUGCGCCAAGUGGUGAGGUGUGUGUGGCGAACGUAAACGGAGUGGCGUGUGCGUUUAUCCCCCGCCACGGCCCCAAUCACUCGCUUAACCCGAGUGAAGUCAACUACCGCGCCAAUAUCUACGCACUGAAGCUCUUGGGUGUACGCUACCUCCUGGCGGUAAAUGCUGUUGGCUCCCUCGAUGCGGCCUGUCACCCUGGUGAUGUGGUGCUGGUGGACCAGGUGAUUGAUCGCACUGUUGGGCGACCAUCAACCUUCUUCGAGAAGGGCAUCGUGGCACAUGUGGACUACGCCUACCCAACAUCUAAUGCCUUCCGCCAACUCGCCUAUGAUGCCAUUCUCAAGGUCUUCCCAGACUCUGCCGCCCCAGUGGAGAACGUCAAUAAGGAUGACGAAAUGAGCUCAUAUGCUGCACGCCCAUGGCGGCUGCAUAAGAGUGGGACAGCGGUGACAAUGGAGGGACCGCAGUUCAGUACACGUGCAGAGUCACUGUGGAAUAAGUCCCUUGGCGCCCAUCUUAUUGGCAUGACAACUGCCACUGAAGCGAAACUCGCACGUGAGGCGGAGAUGGCGUAUCUUGUGAUCGCCACCGUCACAGACAUGGACUCAUGGUGUGAUGGAAUUCCACACGUUCAGGCUGUGGACGCGCGGAGGGUGAUGGCUGCAAACGCUGAGAAAUCGCAGAAGAUCAUGGUGGAAAUCAUUGACGCCAUUGGGCGUAGUCGCUUCACAGAUCCCGCACACUCUUCCAUGGCAUAUGCAGUGUGCACAAAGCCAGAGGCCAUCACACGUGAAGUCCGGCUGCGUCUCGCCCCACUGCUGGCGAAGUACCCGCAGUUCGCACCAUGA
This is a messenger RNA of Trypanosoma theileri, 966 nucleotides long. Its product is annotated as methylthioadenosine phosphorylase. The record is from RefSeq and is a predicted model, not a curated record. Lineage: Eukaryota; Euglenozoa; Kinetoplastea; Trypanosomatida; Trypanosomatidae. Gene Ontology annotation, molecular function: S-methyl-5-thioadenosine phosphorylase activity. Gene Ontology annotation, cellular component: cytosol. The transcript has a single exon. Gene Ontology annotation, biological process: nucleoside metabolic process. Bases 1 to 966 code for a protein of 321 amino acids.